This is a messenger RNA of Penicillium malachiteum, 1836 nucleotides long. Its product is annotated as putative UV radiation resistance protein (UVRAG). NCBI's taxonomy places the organism in Eukaryota, Fungi, Ascomycota, Eurotiomycetes, Eurotiales, Aspergillaceae. The transcript has 2 exons. Gene Ontology annotation, cellular component: endosome; lytic vacuole. Gene Ontology annotation, biological process: SNARE complex assembly. The record is from RefSeq and is a predicted model, not a curated record. Gene Ontology annotation, molecular function: SNARE binding. The coding region runs from base 1 to 1836 and encodes 611 amino acids.
AUGGAUAACACGGUCGCGGACACGGAACAUGAGGCCGGCUCUCGCAGAGACCGGCCAUGGUUGUAUUCGUCGAAUCGCAAACUCCGUCACCUGCAAGGAAUCUCUGUCCGCAAUUUGGUUGUGACUCCAACAAAUCGAUCGCGCGGCAAAACAAUUGAUGACGACGACAUCCCCAACAACCUGAGAUCACCCUCCAAGAUACUCGCACAGAAAGAAAGCCGGCCUUUGCAUCCAUCGCGGUCGUUCACCGAGCUCAAGUCGCAUGGGAAUAAAGCCAGUCAUGCGGACACGAUGGCUGAGAAGCGCAAUCCGCGCCGACGAAGUCUCCUGCCUUGGAAUGAUCCCAACCCUCGCACCCGACAGAUCAGACUGGAGGAUAUUACGAAGAGCCGGAUGGCGGAUACAUGGAUUUCAAUACACUGUGAUGGCCUCGAUGAACCAGUCUACAUUAGUGAAGUAGUCAACAAGGCUAUCAAUCCAACCUUCCAGUCAUUUGACCUCAACCUUUGCGGUCCUAAGGUCUCCCGAAUGGACAGUUUGACCAUACGACUGUGGGUUAAGACAGAAACGAUGACCGAAUAUGCAUUGCUGGUCGAAUUACAGUUAGACCUUUCCUCUCUUCAAUUUUUGGGCAAAACCAUCGAAAGCUUCCACCAACCACUUCCUGCCAAUUCUAUUCUGUUCCACUUCCCGGACGGAGUCUACACAAAUCUGACAGAUCUCCCGCCAGUGGAAUCAUCUCUCAAUGGCGCCGCGAAACGAACCACUGCCUCCGGGGCUGCACUACCCAGUUCCUCUUACGAUGCAUUGAUGCGGUUGGCGAAUCUAGAUGAAUGCAUUCAAGAUGCGCUAGCCACUCGAGAGAGACUGGAGUUACAAAUUGCCGACAUUCUCAAAAGAAAUGAAGAAGCCUUAUCUACUGAGAGCAAUGCAGCCCAGGCGCAAGAUCGUCUCAGCUCCCUAAAGCAAGCUAUUGCCGCAGAGCGCAAACAGCUCCGAGCAACUUCCAAACGCAAGGAAGAUUUGAUUUCUAGCAUCAGGUCUCGAAAGGAAGCUAUGGAACAAGGCCGUACUGCCCAGGAUAAAGCUCGCAGCCACCUCCCGGACGCCCAAGAGAAACUGGUUUCCAGUGACCGGCUGCUGCAUUGCAAUUCAGAGGACACCAAAGGGCAGAUCCGACGUAUCGCUGAAGAUUUAAUGGUGAUUUAUCCAGUUGAGCCCAUUGCUGAUAAAUCAUUGGCAUUUACUAUCGCGGGAUUGCCUCUGCCGAACUCCAACUUCGAAGAUAUCGACCGGGAAGUGGUUGCAGCGGCGCUAGGAUACACAGCUCACCUGGUGUACCUACUUUCAUUCUAUAUGUCUGUGGUCAUUCCUUACCCGGUCAGCCCGAACCAGUCAACCUCUUUGAUCCAGGACCCUAUAUCCCAAGAUCUCCCGCAGCGUACAUUUCCUCUGUACCCAGUCAGCGUUCAUUAUCGAUUUGAAUAUGGUGUCUUCCUUCUGAACAAAAACAUCGAAUUUUUACUCAAUAAAAUUGGGAUUCGAGGCUUGGACAUCCGACACACCCUUCCCAACCUGAAGUAUCUGCUGUAUAUUUUGACCGCGAGUACACCCGAGAUUCCUGCGCGUAAAGCAGGAGGGAUUCGAGGCCUUCUGGCAGGUCGAAUGACCCCUACCCUCUCGCGUCGAGGCAGCGUUGAAAGUGCUGCAUCUGGUGAAUUGGUCCAGCCUCGGAGAGCUUGGGACGUGGUCACCAAGAUGAAUGGAAAUCUUGCAUUGGAUCAUGGAAAAGCACCAGUACCCGCAGCUCGGGCGCUCUCGUCGCGAGUUGCUUAA